UUGUUACCUGCAGUUGGCAAGCAUGAGUUAACUGGGCACAAAGUGGCAGUGAAGAUCCUGAAUCGACAGAAGAUUCGCAGCCUUGAUGUUGUAGGAAAAAUCCGCAGGGAGAUUCAGAACCUCAAGCUCUUCAGGCAUCCUCAUAUAAUUAAACUGUACCAGGUCAUCAGUACCCCAACUGACAUUUUUAUGGUGAUGGAGUAUGUAUCGGGAGGAGAACUGUUUGAUUAUAUCUGUAAAAAUGGAAGGCUUGAUGAGAAAGAGAGUAGAUGCCUGUUCCAGCAAAUCCUUUCUGGUGUGGACUACUGUCACAGGCAUAUGGUGGUACAUAGAGAUCUGAAACCUGAAAAUGUGCUGCUUGAUGCACACAUGAAUGCCAAGAUAGCUGACUUUGGCUUAUCAAAUAUGAUGUCAGAUGGAGAAUUUUUAAGAACCAGCUGUGGUUCCCCUAACUAUGCUGCACCAGAAGUAAUUUCGGGAAGGUAGCUCUUUUAUAUUGGUUGCAUGUGUGCAUGUGCUUCAGUCAUU
Tinamus guttatus (white-throated tinamou) is the source of this 528-nucleotide messenger RNA. NCBI's taxonomy places the organism in Eukaryota, Metazoa, Chordata, Aves, Tinamiformes, Tinamidae. The record is from RefSeq and is a predicted model, not a curated record.